AUGACGAAACGAAUCUGGUGCGUCACACCAAAGUCACCCACCCUCUGCUUGCAGUUGUCGCACGCCCAAGACAUUUGCAGCCUACGCACGCUGCUCACGGCUGCAGGCCCCUUGGCAGGCACAAACCCGGCUCUGUUCCCAGUUUGUGCUGCUGCAUGGUCAACUACCGGCAAGGCAAGUAAGUCAUACUACUCUGCUCUACUAGCCAUGGCGCGCUUUGUUGCAUCAAGGUUAGGUAGCUUGGUUUUUGCGUUCUUGCUCAUUCUUGUACUACAAUGA
Messenger RNA from Plenodomus lingam JN3, 279 nucleotides. NCBI's taxonomy places the organism in Eukaryota, Fungi, Ascomycota, Dothideomycetes, Pleosporales, Leptosphaeriaceae. The record is from RefSeq and is a predicted model, not a curated record.